Funneliformis mosseae is the source of this 388-nucleotide messenger RNA. The record is from the annotation of a GenBank genome assembly. Lineage: Eukaryota; Fungi; Glomeromycota; Glomeromycetes; Glomerales; Glomeraceae.
AUGCCAACAUACCAUGAUUUGCCUCAUGACGAAUUUCUUGUCAUCAAAAUCUGUAAAGGAUUAAGACCAAAGUUUAAAAGGAAAGUACCACAAUUGUUAAAACAGAUGAUUAAUCGAUGUUUAGAUGCAAAUCCAUUAGCACGUCCAACCGCUGGUGAAUUAUGCAUAAUUUUCCAAAAUUGGAUUAAUGAAGUUUUGAGCAAAAGAGAUGCAGAGUUUGCUAUGCAAUAUAAUGAGGUAGUGGAACUCAAUGAAAAUAUUGAACCAAAUACUAUUUCCAGUCCUCAAGCGGUUUACAUAAGUAGGCUCCUUGAUUUCGAUAACCUUCCUGAACCCCAGAAUUCCAAAUUAAUUAAUAAUGAAUUUCAUUUAGUUAGUGAAACUUUAG